AUGCGGGAGCUGCGGGACAUGCGGGAGAUGCGGGGGCUGCGGGACAUGCUGGAGCUGCGGGACAUGCGGGAGCUGCAGGACAAGCAGGAGCUGCGGGAGCUGCGGGAGCCGCGCUGGGCCGGGCCCCGCUCGUGCUCGGGAGCACAGAACGCGCUCACGCCCGCCGGCAGCAGCGGCCCCGGGAGCGGGGGGGAGCGCCGCUGGAGCCGCUCGGGCUGCGCGGGCAGCCACCAAGUGCCACCUGUCACCGUGCUCCGCACAUGUUGGGGCGCGGGCACGGCGCUCCCUGCGGCUCCUGUCCCGCACACAGGCUGCGCUCCGCAACCUGCUCGCCCGCAUGCGGCCGCGCCCCGAGAGCUUCGCACCCCGAGAGCUUCGCCCCCCGAGAGCUUCGCACCCCGAGAGCUUCGCCCCCCGAGAGCUUCGCCCCCCGAGAGCUUCGCCCCCCGAGCCCCCCGAGAGCUUCGCCCCCCGAGAGCUUCGCACCCCGAGCCCCCCGAGAGCUUCGCGCCCCGAGCCCCCCGAGAGCUUCGCGCCCCGAGAGCUUCGCCCCCCGAGAGCUUCGCGCCCCGAGAGCUUCGCGCCCCGAGAGCUUCGCCCCCGAGAGCUUCGCACUCCGAGAGCUUCGCGCCCCGAGAGCUUCGCCCCCGAGAGCUUCGCGCCCCGAGAGCUUCGCGCCCCGAGAGCUUCGCGCCCCGAGAGCUUCGCCCCCCGAGAGCUUCGCCCCCCGAGCCCCCCGAGAGCUUCGCCCCCCGAGAGCUUCGCACCCCGAGAGCUUCGCACCCCGAGCCCCCCGAGAGCUUCGCGCCCCGAGAGCUUCGCCCCCGAGAGCUUCGCACUCCGAGUCCCCCGAGCUCCCCGAGCCCCCCGAGAGCUUCCCCCCCCGAGAGCUUCGCCCCCCGAGAGCUUCGCACCCCGAGCCCCCGAGGCUCGCCCCCCGAGCAGCCCGGCCCGGCCCGGGGCUCUCCAAGCCGCCGCUCGGGGAGCAGGAGGGACGCGGCAAACUGCGCGCUCCGGCCUCAGCCCGAGUGA
Haemorhous mexicanus (house finch) is the source of this 1032-nucleotide messenger RNA. RefSeq lists its product as uncharacterized. Lineage: Eukaryota; Metazoa; Chordata; Aves; Passeriformes; Fringillidae. The transcript is spliced from 2 exons. The coding region runs from base 1 to 1032 and encodes 343 amino acids. The record is from RefSeq and is a predicted model, not a curated record.